AUGCUCAUAGCAUGGCUGCUGAACACUAUCGAGCCAUCAUUGCGCUCUACUCUUUCUUAUUAUGAUGAUUCACAAUCCUUGUGGACACAUCUCAAACAACGUUUUUGUGUUGUGAAUGGGACUCGUAUAUGCCAAUUAAAGGCAUCGUUAGGAGAAUGCAAGCAAGGCAAAGGUGAAGAGUUGUCGGCUUACUUCGGUCGUUUAUCUCGUGUAUGGGACGAACUUAUGACUUAUGUCAAAAAGCCAACUUGCAAAUGUGGAGGUUGUACCUGUGAUAUCAACCAACAAGUGAUUGAUUUAAGUACUGAAGACUAUCUGCAUCAUUUUCUCAUGGGCCUUGAUGGGAUUUAUGCAACGAUUCACUCAAAUUUGCUUUCUCAAGAUCCGUUACCAAACAUUGAUCAAGCAUAUCAGCGAGUUAUACAAGAUGUGAGGUUGCUGCAAGGAGGAUCUUCAAUUCAUCAGAACCGUGACAAUGUCAUGGCCUUUAAAGCUACAACCGAUACGCGAGGUAAAUCUAAACUUGUGGACAAUUCUGAAAAAUUUUGUACUCACUGCAACAGAGAAGGACACGACAAAAGCUCGUGUUUUCAGCUUCAUGGAUUCCCCGAGUGGUGGGGGGACCAUCCUCGUGGUGGUCGUGGACCAGGUCGUGGGAGAGACACAUCAGGCCGUUCUGGAGGGCGUGGCAGGAGCAUCUAUAACACACCUGUGCGUGCCAACAAAGCCAUAACAAGUAGUCGUAGCAGCGGUGGUAAUGUUGGACAGUCUCAUGCACCACCACACUCAAGUGAAGCAACUGGUAUAUCAGGCAUUAACCCGACACAGUGGCAACAAAUUCUUAACGCUUUGAAUAAUUCCAAAACCAAAGACCGCCUCCACGGUAAGAAUGACAUUUCUUGGGUUAUUGACACAGGAGCCUCAAACCAUGUGACAGGAAAUUUCUCUUGUCUGACUAAUGUAAAAAAUAUUGCAAAUACACCGGUGGGAUUGUCGGAUGGGAAAGAUGCAACUACUAUAAAGGAAGGCAGUGUGAUUUUGGACGGUGGAUUAAGGCUCAAUAAUGUUCUUUUUAUGCCUCAAUUAAAUUGUAACUUAAUUUCUAUAACUCAACUAAUCGAUGACUCUGAUUGUAUCGUUCAAGUUACUAAUGCAUUGUGUGUAAUACAGGCCCAGACGACGAGGACGUUGAUUGGAGCAGUUUGGGUCUAUUUGUUAUGCAAUAAAACUGAUAUUGAGACUAUGUUGUUGAAUUUUGUGGCAAUUGUUGAUAGACAAUUUGAUAAGAAAAUAAAGAAAGUUUGCAGUGACAAUGGCACCGAAUUUAAUUGUCUACAUGAUUAUUUUUUUAAUAAUGGAAUUGUGUUUGAGACGUCAUGUGUGGGUACUCCACAACAAAAUGGGAGAGUUGAAAGAAAACAUCAACAUAUUAUGAAUGUGGCGCGGUCACUUAGAUUUCACGGUCAUUUACCAAUGAAAUUUUGGGGUGAAUGUGUGUUGGCAGCGUGUUAUUUGAUUAAUCGAACACCGUCUAGUGUACUGAAUUAUAAGACACCAUAUGAAAAAUUAUUUGGUAAAGUUCCUAAAUUUGAUAACAUGAAGAUUUUUGGUUGCUUAUGUUAUGCCCAUAGUCAACGACGUGACGGGGAUAAGUUUGCGAGUAGAAGUCGCAAGUGCAUAUUUUGGGCUAUCCCUAUGGGAAAAAGGGAUGGAAAUUACACAACUCAUUCUACUCCUCCUAUUGUUUCUGAGAUUGAGUAUGUUGCUGAUGAUAUUAGUUGGGAGACUUAUGAUGCAUCAUUUGGAGGAGGGGGUGCAUCAGUGGUCUUGCAAGACAAUGGGUAA
Messenger RNA from Lathyrus oleraceus (garden pea), 1845 nucleotides. RefSeq lists its product as uncharacterized. Gene Ontology annotation, biological process: DNA integration. Gene Ontology annotation, molecular function: nucleic acid binding. The coding region runs from base 1 to 1845 and encodes 614 amino acids. The transcript has 3 exons. The record is from RefSeq and is a predicted model, not a curated record. NCBI's taxonomy places the organism in Eukaryota, Viridiplantae, Streptophyta, Magnoliopsida, Fabales, Fabaceae.